Mycena indigotica is the source of this 495-nucleotide messenger RNA. RefSeq names its product PRA1 family protein. The transcript is spliced from 6 exons. The record is from RefSeq and is a predicted model, not a curated record. Bases 1 to 495 code for a protein of 164 amino acids. Gene Ontology annotation, cellular component: Golgi apparatus. NCBI's taxonomy places the organism in Eukaryota, Fungi, Basidiomycota, Agaricomycetes, Agaricales, Mycenaceae.
AUGGAAGCCUUUCUUCGUGUUACCGAUACCGUCCGCAACUUCAGAGAAGCAAAACUCUCAGCCCUCCGCUCCCCGACCGAAUUCUUCGAUGUCCAACGCAUCUCCCGCCCCGCCGACAUGAACACGGCCGUCUCACGAAUCUCCUACAACACGCGAUACUUUUCUGGCAACUAUGGCCUUAUCGUCGCAAUUCUCGCAGUCUACGCCUUGUUGACCAACCUCUGGCUCUUCUUCGCACUCAUAUUCCUUGUUGGAGGCUUCGCCCUGAUCAAUAAAUUCGCCCCAGAACCGACGCAAGUUGGAGACUACGUUGUCACCCAAAAGUCGCUGUACACUGUGUUGUUCUGCGUUGGAAUCCCCUUGCUCUUCUUCUCCGGUCCGCUCGGCACGGUCUUCUGGGUCGUCGGAGCGUCGGGAAUAAUAAUCAUCGGCCACGCGUGUAUGAUUGAGCCUGGCGUCGAGAGCGAGUAUGCAGCGGUGGAAGGCCAAGUCUAA